Bombus pyrosoma is the source of this 5433-nucleotide messenger RNA. RefSeq names its product sodium/potassium-transporting ATPase subunit beta-1-interacting protein (gene NKAIN). Gene Ontology annotation, biological process: regulation of sodium ion transport. The record is from RefSeq and is a predicted model, not a curated record. The transcript is spliced from 7 exons. NCBI's taxonomy places the organism in Eukaryota, Metazoa, Arthropoda, Insecta, Hymenoptera, Apidae. The coding region runs from base 1733 to 2917 and encodes 394 amino acids.
GGCUGUUUCUAUAAAUAGAAUAUUAAAAGUAUCAAAGAAAAAUAUAGCCUAUUUUGAAUAUAGCUUAUAUAAAGUUGCUUAUGUCGACUCUCUGUCCAUGCGAAUACUUUUUCAUAAUUAUAUUCAAAUAUUAAAAAUGUCGCAUAAAUGAUCGAUUAUUAUUUGGGAAAGGUUACUCUGCGUGUUCUCAUCGAUACUAUAAAAUUGCGAUUAUGUAAGGAGCGAAUUUUUCCAGUUUUUUUUUUUUUUAGACGAGAUAAGAGGAAUUCUUCGUUUGAAAAAAGUCGUAAAGAUCGGAGCGUGCUGUUAAAGGCAGAAUUAUUAUCAGUAUUUUAUCCCUCUUCUACUUUUACCUUCUUCAAAGAUGUGGCUACAGAAAAGGAAACACCAGAGGCAAGGUAUGUGUUUAAAGAAGAUAUACAUAUAAGAUAGGAAACAAAUGUAAAAAAGGGAUCAAAAACUGACCCAGAACACAAUGUAUGUAAAGAAGCGGUAGAUAGAGAGGAAUACAAAGAGCGGAAAACAGGGGAAAUAAAGGAGAAUGACCUGACAAGACGAAAAAGGAUCGAACCCGUUGCAGGCAACAAAAAUGUGGCACUAAGCUUUUAAAUAAGCAAGUAAAUGCAACACUACUUCGCUGUUCAUCCGUUUCAAAUAGAAUUUCAUCCUCUAAAAAUUAUUAAUUGUAAAAUUAUAUAAAUUAUAUAUCUACUUAUAGGGAUAAAAAUCCCGCUUGCUGAAAAUAUUUUAUUAAAAUUAAAAAUGCGUCAUUUUUAUUUUACCUAUCAGCGUAAUGUAUACUAUAUAAACACGUAAUACAUAUUGCGCGUGUCACCAUUCACAAACACCGAAAUUCACAAUGCAUUCCGUACAUGGUAGAACAAAAACACAAUACGCUCUUCUAUACGCUAUAGUCUACUCAAUUAAAUCGUUCCAUUCUAAGGAAAACGUUUAAAUACAUACGUACAUAGCUUCUUCCGCCUUUAAUGCAUAGCACUUCCGCAAUUAGAAUUCUUGAUUAACCCGUGAACUAUGUAAAAAGAAAACUCAUGUUCGCUAACUUCGAGUAACAUCUAAAAAUAAGUGAAUUAAUUCUUUAUUAAUUCCUCUGUUAAUUCCUAUCAAGCAGGUUUCUGGUUAAACUCUUUCAUAGAGCGUGGGGGUCCCGCUAAUUAUGAUCGGUGCGUAUUUGCAACGUAAUACAUACAUAUUUACAAUUUGUUGUUUUAGAAGAACCGUUUGACAGAGAUUUUCUGUGCCACCUCCUUACACAUCAUAUUCUCCUAAUACAAAUCCCCAAUUUGGGGCCAAAAAUUCCUGUCGAUUCCUAAAGAAGGAUUCAUAAUUUGUAAAGAAUUGCUUAGUUCUACAUAACAGCUUAAAGUUAAACAACAAAACUGUAUGUAUUUGUACUUACGUACUGCCACUACCAAUUGUAUUGGCAGAGAGUAACAAAGUAGGAAAAGCGAUAUUAUCGUUCCAAUAGAACGGAACUGGCUGGAGUAGACCGUAGUCAAGUUGCUUGGCUACAAAAUCGUGUUCGUAUAUACGUCGGUGCAUGUCACUUGCACCAGUUGGUCGCAAGAAAGGGACGGAACAAGUGCCAAGGAAACAUGGCGACGCAUUGGAACGUGCCACAGUGAUGCAGCUAACGUGCAACGAGAUCGUUUCUAUCGAGUGAUCAAAGAUACCCGUGGCCUCGCACGCGAAAACAUCUAUCUGGCCAAAUGACAUGGGAAUUUGUAAUCGAAGGCACUUCCUGCUGACAAUAUGCACCUUGCAACUCAUCACUACGGUAGAGCGCCAGGUCUUCGACUUUCUGGGCUUUAUGUGGGCCCCGAUACUGGUCAAUUUUUUCAACAUUAUAUUUGUAAUCUUAGGGUUUUUUGGAGCUUUUCAAUAUAGACCUAAAUAUAUCAUAUCAUAUUGUAUAUGGAAUACACUAUGGUUAGGGUGGAAUAUAUUUAUGAUAUGUUUCUACCUCGAUGUUGGUGUACUUGACAAAAAUAGUGAUAUUUUAAAUCUUGGUACUGGUAGCUUUUCCUGGUGGCAUGUCAAUGGACCAGGUUGUAAAGCUAUUUAUGAUGUUACUGAACCAGAAUUAUUCAGACCUGCCCGACCUACAAACGUGACAGAUUGUGUGCUAGAUUAUGAAGUAGUUGAAAUUUUACAUGCAUCUACUCAAUGCAUCUUAGGUUUUAUUGCAAUAGUAGGUGGUAUUUGUCUAAGUAAGGUUUUCCUGGAGGAAGAUGAUAGCUUUGACUUUGUGGGAGGUGAUGACUUUGGGUUGGCAGGCCACACGCCGUUACAUCCUAUGUACGUUAGCUACUCGGCUCUUCCAUCACCUGCCCACCCUCACAAAAAUUCCGCUCAAAAUUACCCCGCAGGCACAGCUAGCUCUCAUCAAUCAGUUUGUCACGAUACCAGCUUCCCAAAACAUAACGAUAAAACAUUUAACAGCUCCGGACGAAGUAAAUGUAGCUUCAGAAAUGACACGAUCAGAACUGAACGAAGCAAUCUAUCCAGUCGCGACUUAAAGUAUGUUGAUUACUCUAACGACUAUUCGAAUCCGUUGGAUCAUUUACAGAGGCCUGUAUCCCCAUACGACGAAUACGAUUCAUUGGACAGUGCCGCUAAAUUGAAGUAUCAAAAGAACAAAUUGUAUCAUCCGCACUCGUCCAAAUAUAGUCCCGUUGCAUCCCCGCGUGUCAAAUGUCGACCUGUUCCAGCAAAGCAAAUUAAAGCCCCCAACAAGCCUAGAGUCUUUACCGAUCACGUUCGCGAACAGUCAAUGCGGUCGUUUUACUCAGAUCCAAGAUUGGCAAUUGAGAAUCAACAGAACGUGACUGACCAAGAGAAACAGAAUAGGUCUAAAAGAGAUAGUAGACCUCUGUCGUUGUAUGCCAGUAAUUUUUAGAUUGUUAGAAAUUAGAAAAAUAUAUAUAGAGUUUAUUUCCUUCUAACUUAAUCCAUUCGAGGUCGGGGUCUCAUUUGAAGACGAUCCUGAGAAACCUGAUACUAUUUUUUAAUAUUUCAGCAGAACAGUGAACCACUUUUUUAUUUAAACCGAUAAUGAUGUAAAUGUUUCACCCAUUUCUUUUUAUACUAUUCGACUUUUGUAUAGUGUUUCCUGAAGAUUUCUAAAUUAUUGACUUGCUUAAAAUUCUUUUCAAGAGAGGUUGCAUUGGAUUAAUAGUAUAGGAUGCAUACAGUGCAUCGUCGACCUCGAAUUGAUUAAAACAGCAUAUGGACUGAGGUUAAAUGUAUUUUAAUGCUAAUUUGUAGAGAAUUCGAAGGUGUUACAUAGAAUUCCUAUCCUUGCCAAAUAGAUAGAACGAUUAGAGAGUAGCUAGCUUAGGGUGCCUUCUCCGAUUGAUUUAUUCUUGUUAGUCUAGAAAGAAUAUCUUUCUUAAAUCAGUUUUUUAACAUCACAGUAACAGGUUAAUAAUUUCUACUACGUCUUUAAAGUAUUUCGACUGACAACGCGGAAUAAACAAUGUGUGUUCAGUAGCAUCGUUUGCUUUUUCGUGUUUAUAUUAAUUCUUUUUUUAUGAAGAUUUUUAUUUACAUUUGCUCAUAGAUAUUUUCAUAUAUACGAUUCAUGUUGGAUUAGACAACAUGCAUUUUUAUAUUAAUACAUACACUGUGAUACGUAUAGAACUAUGAAUCAUGUUGGUUGAAAAUGUUUAUUCGAUCUUUUUAUUAUCGAACUUGUAACUUUAAGAAGCUAUGCUUGAUAGAUGAGCUUUCAUAAUAUACGAGACAAAAUAACGUUGCAUCUGAAAGGGAACAAAGAGUACAGCAUGAAUGGAAGAAACGCUACAUGUAAACGUUCACUAAUGUAUAGGGUUAUUUAUAUUUUUUUUUUCUUUUUGUUAUACGAAUAGUACUUAUUAAGAAUUCCCUUGAUGACACGCGUGGCCUGGCUUACGACAUAGCAUUAUGAUAGAGACCUUUAGACUGCAUUGAAAUUAGCUUAUUGUAUCAUGAUGGUGAAGAACUUGUGUUUAUAAGGUGCUGCGAAACACUUUUUCAUUUUAAUGAAACGUGUAUGAGUAUUUGGUAGUGCAUGCUAAUACUUGUUUACGGUUCUUAAGUUCGAUAAAAUAUUUUAUUUUAUAUUCUUCUUUUUUAAACAACGAUGAAGCUACAUUUUGCAUAUCUAUGUAGAUGAAAAUGUACAAAUAAUCGAAAUUUGUAAGAUACCAUAUACACAGACUCCCUCAUAAAUUUUUAUUAAAUUAGUACUUUUGACAUUCCAUGGAUCGAUUAAUCGAAGAAUGUCUAAUAAUAUGUCGAAGCUAAAAAGAAAAAUCUGAAGUGACGAAGAAGCUGUUCUUAUUAUAGACUUCUGUGCAUCUUAAUUACACAGAAUGUUCUGUGAGUUACAGAUCAAGGCUCGUUGAAAUAUUAGUCCAAUCAUAAGUGUGAUGAGUGAACAACAUUCAAUAAAUCAUCAGGUAUUUAACAACUAAGCUUAUAUUCUAGUUGAAGAUUGAUUUAAUUAAGAUAUGAAAUUUCAUUAAAGGAAAAAGAAAGAUACACAAAUUGCUUACUCACCAAGAAUUGGUUUCUUCAGGUGGUACGAAUAUAAAUCACGAAUAAGCACGAAGAUAUCACUGUUUCCACUGUUCUGAUAAACAGUUGGUUAAUUUGCCAACAAUCAAAAUCGCACAAUAAUCGAUCAAUGAACAUUUAAUGCAAUCCGAUAAUAGACAAUACUUAUAACGCAAUGCUUAUUGAGCUGUGCAUAUACAAAUGCACUGAAGAAACGAUAGAGUUACGUUUUGCAGUGAUUAAUUGAUGCAGAUAGUUACAUAAUUUUCAAUGUUAAGUAUCUACAUUCAGGUAUACACCUAUUCUAAACAUCUGUCACAGUCACAAUGAUGUAGCUCUAUGCAAUAAUGAGUUGUUUCUCUCAUCACAUCUCAUUGGACCUAAAGCUGACCUUGUUCACGACUCACGAUACUGCCUGUGCGUUACUUAAGAUAUAUUACUUUAAGUUUAAUUCUUAUUGAAUAACUUUGCAAACAUUGCAUACAAUAUUAUUCGCACAAUUAUAUGAUUCAAUCAUCUAUUAUAUUUUAAGUCAGAUAUACUUGACUUAAUGGAUUUUGCAAGUAAAUUGCUCACUAAAUGUAUACUGUAUAUAUAUAUAAUUAGUAAUAAAACGUUUCACAUUAUGUACAGAGGAUUUAGCCGAAUAUUUAAUAUUAACGAGUCACUUCAGAUUCAACGUUAAAACGUUUGUUCGUAGUACAAUCGAAGAUUCUUUUAUCUUUUCCUUCUUUUGUCGAAAGCUUGUACAGUAGUGUCGUUGUGUACUUCGUUAAGGCCGUAGAUUUUAAUUUUAUAGUAUAAUUUAUUUUACUGUAUCAUAUAAUUUACUUUUGGUGCAGUUUACUGGCGACAAUAAACGUGCAAUGCCUACUA